AUGGAGGACGAAGUCAUUCGCUUGUUCGACAGCAACGGCACGACCCUCCUGGACUCUAUCCAUGCCGACUAUGAGGACUCGUUCUGCCUCGAGGCUUUCGGCGACCUGGCCAGAGCCCACUACGAGUCCGAGCCCAAGGGCACCAAGUGCUUCAUCAUCGCCAGGGUGCAAACCUGGGACCACAAGCAGCCCGAUCGAGCCUUCUACUCAUACUACAACGCAUUCGAGCUCAACAAGAUCCUCUUUCAGACGCAGGUGUACUUGGGCAAGAACUUGAUCCAUCGCUUGCAUGUGCUCAACCCGCUGACCAACACCGACAUCAUUGGCAAUGUGCAAUACUUUAUGGUCCGCAUAGCCAAUUCCAGUGCGGACUCAUCCAGUCCCUCAGAGGAGAGUACCAAGACCGUGAAGGAUGCAGAUGUGGUCGCCAGUCAGCCCGGCGGUCCCCCGAAAGCAGAAAACGAGCCGGUGCCUCUCGUGAAAAGGAAGCUGUCGAUCCAGAUUCCGCUGCAGCGACUGCCAACGCAUCCGCCGGCCGAAGGUCUGCGCGGCGCCCAGCUCAUGGGGCUGGAUCCGAGUCCCACAGUCAAGGCCAUCGAGUCGGGGGCGCCGUCGACCUGGACGAUGGCCAGCCCGGCGGUUAUCGAAGACCUGGAUGCCGAGGACCCAAAGAGCCCAAGGAGGCGCCGCUUGAGUCUCAAGCCGGUAUCGACGGCAAUCGUUCCUGCACGCCGACAGUCGAUGGCACCCGCAACCAGGAAAGCUUCGAUUGUGGCUCUUCCGUCACCCACUCGCAAGGCCACCCUGAAGGAGGCCGAGGAAGGUGCUGUCCAACACCCGCACUCUGCAGAUGCACCCAACCCACGAAACCGGCUGCAUUCCAUCUCGUAUGCAGGGGCCAGUCCGAUGUCGAUCGAUCCCAGUGUGAUUGGGCGACGCCACUCUCUGUCGCCCACAGCCAUAUCCACAUAUGCCAAGCUCCCAGACCAGCCGCUGUCGCUCGGCAACUACGAGAAGACCAAGGCCCCUAUCCCGGUCGGCUUUGUCACCCGAUUUGCGGUGCCGAUCCCCGCGACGGAGGCUGGGAAAAUGGCUCCGCCAACACCGGCAUCCCGCCGCCGAUCGCUCUCGUACGUGAAUGCAAUUACACCCACAGGACAAAAGGCGACGUUUUCCCAGUGGCUGGAGAUGGUUCAAAAGGAUAAAAAGUCACCUGCCAAGGCCCCACCUAUCACCGAGAACCCCUUUGACGAAGGCACUGAAGCCACCAAGACGGUGCGCGAUGAAGAAACCAAGAGGCCUGAACUCGUACAUGUGUUUGAUGCCUUUCUGUUUGCGACCGACAACGACUUUUUGGAGAACAGAAAGAUCCGGGCGAUAUUCAAGGCAAACGCAAUUGAUCCGAAAGACGCCGUUCUCUUCGAGAUGCCUGAGUACACGGGUGCCGAGGAUACCCCGGUGACGGUGCUGGUAGAUGACCCGCUCUGCGAGUGGUGCUAUCCCAGCCCGCAGUCCCUCGAUGGAGCCAACCCAUGCGUCGUUGCAUUCCAUCAGUGGAAAUGCUACCUCGUCGCUCUCAUUCUGAUGGGAGGCAUGUUCAUUUUCAUCUUCUUCACGCUGAACUCGUCCGCCUCGGCGUCCUCGGGGAAUAAUCCGACAGGCCAUUCGUGAAGUCACAC
Molecule: messenger RNA, 1679 nt
Organism: Polychytrium aggregatum
Lineage: Eukaryota; Fungi; Chytridiomycota; Chytridiomycetes; Polychytriales
Exons: 2
Coding region: 1-1671 (556 amino acids)
Source: RefSeq, a predicted model, not a curated record